This is a messenger RNA of Scheffersomyces stipitis CBS 6054, 495 nucleotides long. RefSeq lists its product as uncharacterized. Bases 1 to 495 code for a protein of 164 amino acids. Lineage: Eukaryota; Fungi; Ascomycota; Pichiomycetes; Serinales; Debaryomycetaceae. The transcript has a single exon. The record is from RefSeq and is a predicted model, not a curated record.
AUGAGCUUCAAUUCCAGAUCAGAUACUGACUACGAUUCAAAUACUGGUAGAGCCGAUUCCGGAACCAAUUACGAGCCCAAUUCUGGUUGGGGUGCGGAUGGCAAGACGCAGAUAAAAUCACACUAUGUGGCUAUAUUAUUAGUGAUAGCAGCAGGUUUACUCUUGUUCCAUUUCAGACACAAGCUUGCAGAAGCGCAUGACAGAUGGAGAACACGUAGAAGAGCAGCGUCUGGAUUCUAUGAGAGACUUGGAACUUUCCAGGAUAAUAUAGCUGCUGGAUUUCUGAGUGCCAACUUUGAUCUUGAAGCCAAUGUAGCUGGCGGAGACACUAGAAAAGGUCUUCUGGAGGAAGCAUUGGCUGAAAUUCAACGCAUUAUGGAUUCUAAGAGAAAGACCUUUGAUGAGGCCAGAUUGGAGUAUACUCAGAGCGAACUUGGACGUAACGGCGUAGAUAAGGACGGAGUUCCCUUGGAUCCCAAGCUAGUGACGUUCUAG